Messenger RNA from Prunus armeniaca (apricot), 387 nucleotides. NCBI's taxonomy places the organism in Eukaryota, Viridiplantae, Streptophyta, Magnoliopsida, Rosales, Rosaceae. The record is from the annotation of a GenBank genome assembly.
AUGCGUGCGACAUCCUCAGAAACCAUAGAGAAAUGCAUUAUUGACAUCAAGUUGGUGGAUAAGCCAUCCAGAAGAGAGAGCAAGAUGGCGCUAAUGAAAACCUUUAACAACCAAACGUGCCUUGUAUCUGUCAAUACUGUCGUCCGGGUGACGUUUGAUGCAAAAUGCCCUCUUGCAACCAAUGAGCACGCCAAAGAGGAUCCCGAGCGGCCUGAGAGACACAUGUUGGUUUUAGAGACGAAGGGAAAGGGAGGAGGUGGAGGCAGCAAUGGUGGAGAAGGUGAACUACUAGGAGAUGCUGGUGAGGGAUUAGGCAUGAGAGGACAAGGCUCAUUCGAGGGAGAACAAGAUGAUAGAGAUGAGGCACUAGCAAUCGGUGCAGCAUGA